Molecule: messenger RNA, 447 nt
Organism: Pneumocystis jirovecii RU7
Lineage: Eukaryota; Fungi; Ascomycota; Pneumocystomycetes; Pneumocystales; Pneumocystaceae
Exons: 5
Coding region: 1-447 (148 amino acids)
Biological process (GO): vesicle-mediated transport; intracellular protein transport
Cellular component (GO): membrane coat; intracellular membrane-bounded organelle
Source: RefSeq, a predicted model, not a curated record
AUGAUCAAUGCUAUUUUUAUUUUUAAUAAUCACGGGAAGCCAAGAUUGGUAAAAUUUUAUUCACAAAUAGAUAUUUCUCGGCAGAAAACUAUUGUUGAUGAUAUUUAUAAACUUAUAUUUUCUCGGCCCUCUACUGCAUGUAAUUUUCUUGAAGGAAGUUGUAUUAUUGAUGACAAAGAUCUUAAAAUAGUAUAUAGAAGCUAUGCAACACUUUAUUUUGUUUUUAUUAUUGAUCAAGCAGAAAAUGAAUUAAUGAUAUUGGAUCUUAUUCAGAUAUUUGUCGAAGUAUUAGACAGAUGUUAUGAGAACGUGUGUGAACUUGAUCUGAUUUUUAAUUUUGAAAAUAUUCAUGCAAUUUUAUCUGAAAUAGUAUCUGGAGGAAUGGUCUUAGAGACUAAUGUUCAAAAUAUACUUUCGUCUAUAAAUCAUUUCGACAAAAAUAAGUAA